AUGGCGGACAUGGUUGACACAAGCAAGCCCGAGCAAGAGGCUGGAAAGCCCAUGGCUGUUCAAGACAAGUCAGAGCCAGAUGUCGUCGUAGUCGACAGUGAUAGCGAUGCAGAGGUUGAACCUCAAGGCACAGUUGCCCAACUUUCUCAAGCCAAAUCUCCCAAAAAAGAGAUUCCCAACUCCGAGGCAGAGACAGACGGCAGUGUCAGUGGCAAGGAGAGCGAAAACGCUGACGAUAAUACCACAAAAGACGCCGAAAUGGAACCAAAUCCUUCCGACACGGCGGCAACUCACGACUACCUUGAUGACGACGACAACAAUGAUCUCACACCCCCUCCCGAGAGCCCUACCCCGCCCCCGAGUCACUUCGAGGACACAGUCAGCCAUUCCUCUGAGCCGCCUGUCGGCGCUGAGGAUGAGAUAGUGGUCAACAACGCACGCGCCGUCGAGUCGCCCGCACCAGCUGACCAGGAAGAUGUCGAGAUGGCGGACAGUGAGGAGAAGCCGCGCAGGUUGGUCGUGCUCAGCUCUAAGCGAAAGCGAGCAGGCACCGGCGAGAACGUUCGUGACAACAUCUCAGAAUCCCCGACGGCCGAGGAGUGGAAGCCACGCAAACCUCGUAGUGGACCCAAGAAGACGCACGGAGUCGGCAAUGUCAAAAGUGUCAAGCUCGGUUACUGGAGGGAUUCGAUCGCGGAGGACAAGAGGGAUGCUCACUCCGUCAUAGGCUUCAUCGACGUCCGAGACAGGUUGCGUACCAAGAUCGAAACUGUGUCCAGGGACGGCCGUAGCCUCAUUCAUCGGUAUCCGCUCCCACCUGGCCCUGGCGGUAGCUGGGUUACUUUUGACAAGAUUGUUUUCGAUCCUCACCUGGUCAACCUCGACCACUUCCAGGUCAAGGAGUACGUCAAGGUUCGGUACGAGCAGAUGCAGAGCAACCACCCGGAUGUCAACUCACAAGAGGCGAUGCUUGAAGCUGUCCAGCAGGCCAUAGCCAGAGUGACCGCCAACCCACCACCCGAAACCAACGCCUUACCCGCUAUCGCGUACGGCCCUGAUAUUCCAGAGCAUGCCCUCACGAGGCCUGAGCCCAAGAGACGCAAGGUUGUUAGUGCUGCACCUGUCGAGGACGUUCUCGCCGCCGUCGACUUGAGUGGUCGCCCGUCGCGAGUCGUGGUCGGCACUUGGAAACACUCCAGUGAAGCCCAUCGGAAGGAUCGGCACGCCGUCCAGGGUGUUUUAGCUCAGAACGAGAAUUUCCGGUGCAAGAUUGUCAACCAAAACCCUGACGGUAAGGAGGUCGGUGGAAACUUUCCGCUUGGCGCCGGUCAGAUCUGGUGCCAGUGGGAGGAUGUUGACUUCCUCGAUCACCUGAAGGGCAUGAGCAGGCCUCAGAUCAAGGAGUACGUACGCGUCCGCCAGCGCAUGAUGGAUAUAGGCGAGCUUCCGGAGGACAGGGACAAGAACGACCAGCUGGCAGUGGAAGAGGCCCUCAGGCGUUACGCCCAGGGCUUGUCGAAGGAUGAGCCCAUGACCAUUGACCUUGACUCUUCGCCCGCUUUGCCCAUGAGAGGUACCCGCCAGCAGCAGCAGCAGGAGCGGGCCACAAACGGCAACAUGAAUGGUGGCUACGAAGAGAUGGAGGACAUCUCAAGACCCGCCAGUGUCCCGCCGCCUCAACACCACGAGAACAACUUCCGCCCCAUCCGCCAGAGCACCCGCGCCCCCCGCCACUCCCUCCCGGAUGUGCAGCUCCGUGCCGCUAAUCGUGGCCCUCAGACGCAAACCGUCGUCGACCGUCUGGAACGCACCAACAGCAUCGCCCAGCGCGAGAUCGCCCGCGUCGAAGCCAGCCAGAUGCGCGCCGACCAACGCGCCGCCAACCGCGGCUUCCACACCCCAGCCAUCCAGCCGUAUCCCAUGCACCCUCCACCCCCCUCAUCCCAUUCACAACAUCAACAACAUCAUCAGCAGCAGCAGCAUCUUCCCCCCUACGGCGGCGGCGGUAGACCCUCCUCACGCGCAGCUUCCGCAGUUCCCUCCCGCAACGGCACCCCUACUACCUCUUAUCCCCCCGGCGGCGGCGGCCACCAUCAAGGUCACCAGAAGAACCCUCAACAAGGUCCCAACGGCAGCAGCACAUACGGAUCAGGAUCAUCGGACCGCAAAUCCUUGUUUGACGAUAACAUUCAGCGCCUGAACCGGGUCUGGGCCGCGCAGGAGGCCAACAGGAUCAAGUUCUCGCAGGCGGCGGGCGAGACGGUGCCGGGCAUCAAUGAUGCCAAGAUUUAUGCGGGGAUCAAGUAUGAGCGCAAAUCGUCGGGUCCGUUUGAGGGCAAGUUGGUGUCCCAGGGGACGAUUAUUAAUAUUGAUGGGGAGGAUUAUGUGGAGUAUCGGGUUUUGACGAAGCCGAGCUUUUUUUAA
Messenger RNA from Neurospora tetrasperma FGSC 2508, 2424 nucleotides. RefSeq lists its product as uncharacterized. The record is from RefSeq and is a predicted model, not a curated record. The coding region runs from base 1 to 2424 and encodes 807 amino acids. NCBI's taxonomy places the organism in Eukaryota, Fungi, Ascomycota, Sordariomycetes, Sordariales, Sordariaceae. The transcript is spliced from 2 exons.